UAUGAAAAUUAGAGGGGGUCAAAGCGAAGUUUUCCAUCGGCGACUCCAUUCUCUGGUAGGGCUUUCAUCCCCUUCUCUGAUCUCUCUCUCUCUCUCUCUCUCUCUCUCGAGAUUUUCUCGAGUUUGCGUUCAUGGCGAUAAGGGUUGAGGGCGUUGGAGUUGUGCUUUUUCUGGCGUUCUUGGUACCGGCUGGGGGAAAGGAGCUAGGGCUCUGUUUAAGGGUUUCGGCGCUGGCUUCCUUUCUGGGGCUUCAUGAAUGCUUGGUUUCUGAUUCUCUGCUUGCUGGCAGUGUUCCACCAAUUGGUGUCUUGGAGGGAGACAACAUUGUAUUGCAGAGGAUGGCACUGAAUAUAGUGCACAAGAACAAGAGAAAACAUGUGGCUGUGUUGUUUCAUGCAUCAUGGUGUCCCUUCUCAAAAAGUUUUAGACCAAACUUUGAUGCCAUGUCUUCUAUGUUUCCUACAAUCCCUCAUUUUGCAUAUGAAGAAUCUGUUAUACCACCAAGCAUACUUUCAAGAUAUGGAGUUCAUGGGUUUCCCCUGCUAUUUCUUUUAAAUUCUACGAUGGGGGUGCGGCAUCAUGGAUCACGAGCUGUUAGUUCCCUUGUUACUUUCUACAUGGAUGUCACAGGCAUCAAGCCUGUGUCUCAAUUGCGUGUGGAGAAGGCUGAAGGCCAAGCACACUUAACUGAACUUAAAGGAGCUGCUGAACAAGAAAAUUGUCCAUUCUCAUGGAUAAGGUCACUGGAGAAAUUACUUGAGCAAGACCCUUAUUUGGCACUAUCAAGUGCAUUCGUUUUGUUGAGAAUGCUUUAUGUUCUCCUUCCAAGACUUAAUUCAUGUGUUAUGUGGGCUUGGGGACAGCGUAUCAGGCCUGCAAGUCCAUUGAACACAUGGGAUUAUUUCCAGGCAUCCCUGUUGCAAGCCAAGCAGAGUUUCAGUAAGUUGAUACCAUUCAAACAAAGUGAUUUUCAGGAAGGGGCACUGCAUGCUAAGAUAUGGGCUUCAAAGUCACUAGCAUCAGUAUCCUUCGGCGACCCUUCAAGUUCCGGCCGAUCACCAUCAACACUUGACAGAAGAUAAGGUGUUCACCGUGUUGUACAAUAGUUUUCCUGGGGAUAGUUCAUUCUUGUUUUCUAAGUAAUUAUUUGAUCAAUUUAAACAGUAACC
Molecule: messenger RNA, 1169 nt
Organism: Dioscorea cayenensis subsp. rotundata (Guinea yam)
Lineage: Eukaryota; Viridiplantae; Streptophyta; Magnoliopsida; Dioscoreales; Dioscoreaceae
Product: 5'-adenylylsulfate reductase-like 3
Exons: 4
Coding region: 132-1082 (316 amino acids)
Source: RefSeq, a predicted model, not a curated record